Molecule: messenger RNA, 432 nt
Organism: Sphaeroforma arctica JP610
Lineage: Eukaryota; Ichthyosporea; Ichthyophonida
Exons: 2
Coding region: 1-432 (143 amino acids)
Source: RefSeq, a predicted model, not a curated record
AUGAUAGUCCAUCUGUUCUCAACAGAUCCUAGGCCGGAACUAUUGGUAUCGAUAAUGGUGCCACCGGACGAAGGAACACCAGUGUCACACUACCUCUUGGAACUGGACACCCAUAUAUCACGCGCUGAGACGCAAGAAAUGUCACCAGACAAACUGAACCAGGAAGUGUUGUACGCAGAUAUCAAUCAAUCUUUCCCAGACAAGGUACGUGAGAUUUCGAUUAAAGGGCCAACUUACGGCAUCAUGAAACUCGCCGACUUGUCUUGGACUGAAUUUUAUUCGAGAGCAGACCAGACGUUUUCGAAACGGCCGAAUUCUGUGGUGAAAUUCACACCAUCUACUAAGAAGACAAUGCCCAACACGAAUGGAGGACCAGGUAACGGUCGAGAUUCUCAUACGGGUACGGGAAACAACAAAGGAAAAAAAGAAUAA